This is a messenger RNA of Saccostrea echinata, 1200 nucleotides long. RefSeq names its product acetylcholine receptor subunit alpha-like. Gene Ontology annotation, cellular component: synapse; neuron projection; membrane. NCBI's taxonomy places the organism in Eukaryota, Metazoa, Mollusca, Bivalvia, Ostreida, Ostreidae. The transcript has a single exon. Bases 1 to 1200 code for a protein of 399 amino acids. Gene Ontology annotation, molecular function: transmembrane signaling receptor activity; neurotransmitter receptor activity; extracellular ligand-gated monoatomic ion channel activity. Gene Ontology annotation, biological process: chemical synaptic transmission; nervous system process; regulation of membrane potential. The record is from RefSeq and is a predicted model, not a curated record.
AUGGAGCAUCUCCUCUUCAAAAUACUUUUUAUUUGUUUUAUGGAUGACUUUGUUUAUGCAUAUACUUUAACAAACGAGCAGAAUCUACAUACGGCCUUGCUAUCAGGAUAUAAUAAAGACCUGCGUCCAGGCACGGACAGAACUUAUCCUCUCCAAGUAAACGCAUCAUUUUAUCUGUUCUCAAUCAAGGAGUUCGAUCUAGAUACAGGAAAAUUGACCAUCACUGGUGUAUUCCAAGUCAACUGGUAUGACGAAAGACUCUCUUGGGAUUUAACCACCUACAAUCAGACAAACUCCACGUCAAUCCCGCAGCAAAAACUAUGGCUUCCUGAUUUGAUCAAUGUUAAUCCUUAUGAAAACAUCAGAGGAUUAGGAAGCGACUUGAUUAAAGUUAUCGUUUUCUAUACAGGACUUUGUGACUGGUACGCUCUCCAAGCAUUCGAAGUCAUAUGUGAUGCUGAUGUAACUGAUUUUCCUUUCGACACUCAGUACUGCACGCUGAAAUUCUUCAUUUGGGGUUAUCAACCAAAUGAAGUAAAUGUGAAUUUCAUUUCAUCAGGUAUUAUUUUAACACUAUAUACAGAAAACGGUAUCUGGGAAAUCGCGGAUUCUAUAACCCAUACACAGUCAAACUUGUAUGGAUAUAAAGAAAUCGUUGUUGGUUUGCAUCUUAAGCGAAGAACAGCUUACUAUGUUGUAAGUCUUGUUCUACCAAUAACAACAAUCGCAGGACUGAUGGGAUUUGUUUUUCUUGUGCCCCAUGACUCCGGAGAAAGACUAGGAUUUUCCAUCACGGUACUGUUAUCUAUCGUUGUAUAUCUGACAAUAGUCCAGGACAUGCUUCCAGAAGCUUCAGAACCGAACAUUUCAAUUCUGGGGUACAUUCUUGUUAGCUACGUCCUCAGUGGGGCUUUUGUUGUUGUACUUGUAAUCAUAAGUUUGAGGAUCCAGAAUUGUCCAAGCGACAAGCCUGUACCACAAAGCAUUGUUCAACUUGUUAGAUGUUGUCGCAGGAGAGGAAAGAAAAAGGAUACCGUAGAACCGAUAAAUGAAAAAUCUGGACCAGUGGAUGACGAAGAAAGCGAUGAACAUGUGACCUGGUAUGAGGUUGGAAAGUGGUUCGAUUUCGUGUGUUUCAUUAGUUUGAUAAUUCAGUUAACUUUAACGUGUGUUACGUAUUUUUCAAUUGUGUUGUCAUAG